This is a messenger RNA of Orbilia oligospora ATCC 24927, 519 nucleotides long. RefSeq lists its product as uncharacterized. NCBI's taxonomy places the organism in Eukaryota, Fungi, Ascomycota, Orbiliomycetes, Orbiliales, Orbiliaceae. The record is from RefSeq and is a predicted model, not a curated record. Bases 1 to 519 code for a protein of 172 amino acids. The transcript is spliced from 2 exons.
AUGGAUACUCCGACCACCUCAACCUAUGCCCCUUCAAUCGCAGAUACCGACCAGAAUUACUACUCUGAGGUUUUUAUAUCAAGAGACGUAAACGCGAUCCCCGAACUUACCCUCAAUGAUGCCCCAUGGCCAGGUCACAUCUUCAUAAUCAGCUAUCAAGAUACAAACCAAGUCCUCACCUACCACAAAGAAAAAGGCGUCGUCCUCCAAGAAUACGACGGCAGCCACUCUCAGCGAUGGAUCUGCCAUUCAAAAUCAGGCUGGCUCGGGUUCACAGCAAACCCCGGGGACACUACUACAUAUCUUGGGCAUUACGAUUGGAAACUGCGUUGUCGGGAUACCAUGAUUAAUUGGAACGGGAUGUUCUGUGUAAGGAAACGGUUGAAGCGGUUGGAUGGAUUCCAGAUAUUGAUGAGGGGUAAUGACGAUAGUUUAUGGCCUGUUGGGGUGCAUGAAGAUAGCGAUGUGGCUGUCCUACAAGGUUCGGACGCAUGGUGGGGCUUUACAAUGAUCGCUUAA